This is a messenger RNA of Caenorhabditis elegans, 557 nucleotides long. It is a transcript of the gene ins-17, whose product is annotated as Insulin-like peptide 17. Gene Ontology annotation, cellular component: extracellular region. The transcript is spliced from 2 exons. NCBI's taxonomy places the organism in Eukaryota, Metazoa, Nematoda, Chromadorea, Rhabditida, Rhabditidae. The coding region runs from base 52 to 378 and encodes 108 amino acids. The record is from RefSeq and is marked reviewed.
AAUCGGUUACUCGCUUCUCGCGGUUGGCAUAAGCGAGUAUCUGUGAUCCAAAUGUUCUCGACCAGAGGGGUACUCCUUUUACUGUCUUUGAUGGCUGCUGUAGCCGCAUUCGGGCUGUUUUCUAGACCGGCUCCAAUCACUCGGGACACUAUCCGACCACCACGUGCCAAACACGGUUCGCUGAAAUUAUGCCCACCAGGUGGUGCCUCAUUCCUUGACGCUUUCAACUUGAUUUGCCCAAUGCGCCGUCGACGCAGGAGUGUUUCAGAAAACUACAACGACGGCGGUGGCAGCCUUUUGGGACGGACAAUGAAUAUGUGCUGUGAGACGGGAUGUGAAUUCACUGACAUUUUCGCAAUCUGCAAUCCUUUUGGAUAAAAACGAUCUACUUUACCCUCGCUUUACUGGAACUCCAAAUAAAACAAUUUUCUAAUUCUUUUCUCUGAAUCUUCCAUCAUCUUGUUCUACCGUGCGCCAGCUUGACACUCUCAAUCCCAUCCCGUAUGUCCACACCAAUCAUGCUUGUUGGGUUUAGAUCUCAUAAAUAUUUCGUUAAC